AUAAAAUUUAUUUCGAUAUUUCGUCUUGCCAUUCACACGUAAAUAUAUCGUAUCAUACGUAUACAAUCAUUUUCUUAACCCAUGUAUCUUACAAGGUAUCUUUCCGCGAUAUAUCUGACUCAGCAUCACACGUACGAAAAACAAUGCAAUGAAGGGAAGUUACUCUACGUGAUCUUGGACAAUGAAUGGGGAACGGUGUUUGGAAGGAUUGUCAGGCUUCAUUUAUCCAUCAGCAGAGUAUAUGAGAGACAGUUCCAAUGUGUCGUCGUCGUCACCGCAGUGUGCACCAUGCUUCUUCCCCCACCACUGCCUGGCGAACAACACUUGUCUCCUGGGCACAACAGGACUUGGCUGUGAAGUGUGCUUCCAUGCAGGGACAGACCAAGGUUAUCAACUGGUUGGAAACACAUGUUUUGUCUGCAGCCUGACUCCUCUAGCUGCAAUAGCUACAGGCAUCUACAUUCUCCUCAUCAUACUUUGUGUGGCUGUCAGUGGACUUUCAGCAGCGGCAGUUACAAAGCUGAAGAUAUUGAUAAACUUUGUGCAACUAGUUUACCUGUCCUUCUUUGUGAAAGUACAGUGGCCGUCAUUCAUGCCUCAUCUAGCUGCUCUUCUGUCUUUCUCCACCUUCACCUCAGACAUUGUCAUGACAGAGUGCCUUUUGCCUGGUGUGAAGCUGUCUAGUUACCUGCGAUGGGUCACUGCUAUGGCUAUCCCUAGUGCCAUUGUCUCUUUUGGUAGUUGCGUGGACCGGGGAUUGGACACCAAGGUAAAGACUGCCAAGCAUGAGUCUGCGCGAGUGGUGGUGGAGAGGCGCCGGGCUGGACUGCGCUACUUCCUCUUCCUCAUCGUCCUCUCCUACUACAUGCCAGUAGCUCUCAGUGCUAUCCAGAGUUUCUCCUGCACACAAACGUUUGGACAGAAUAUGGUGCUGGACACAGGCCUGUUUCCAGACAAUGUGUUCCUGUAUGACCACACCGUCUCCUGUGAUGACUUCGUAUUCCAGACCCUCAACUUUCUGUUGACGCUGUUACUGCUGGUGUACAUUGUACUGCUGCCUCUCCUGCUCAUAUUCUUCACACUUCGACAAAGGAAGUGGGGGCUCCUGGACUGCAAGUCAGCGAGAUAUGGGUUUGUGUAUGACUCGUACAACAACCGCUGCUGUUUCUGGGACUCUCUGGUGAUGGUGAGAAAAGUUGUCAGCAUUGCAGUCACAAACACCAUGCUUACGAAUCCCCUUCAACAAUCCAUUGUUCUGCUGUCAAUCUCAGGCCUCUACUUAUUGUUGCUGCUAGCUGCUCGCCCAUACAGAAAAUGUACAUGGAAGAGGCUGCCAUUGAAUAUCCAUCUGAUGCUGGAGGUGGUGUGUACUGUGAGCCUAUGCAUGGUGCAGGCAGGGGGUCUGCUCCUGUCUCUGCACCUCUACCCCGCUCUGCUGAGCUACCUGCUGAUGGGGCUGGUACUGUUGGCACUGGUCCUGUGGCUGGGAUGUGCAGCAGCAGGGAGAGGAGAGAACAUGGGGAGGCAGGUUGUCUUUGAUGAUGAAGUUGAACUGACAGAGUCCAGGCAAACAAGUUUACCAAACCAGAGAAUAAAGAGGAACCAGGUUGGAGAGUAUGUCACAUCGCAUGAGGUAGAACGCAGAGUGGCACAGGUGGAGUUCUGAUCAGUCUGUCCUUAUCUCCGAAGUUCUCUUCAAACUUGUUAUAGAGUGUUUUUGAAUUAUAUUCCGAAUAAAAAUUUGGCAACUA
Messenger RNA from Haliotis rufescens (red abalone), 1751 nucleotides. RefSeq lists its product as uncharacterized. The transcript is spliced from 14 exons. Lineage: Eukaryota; Metazoa; Mollusca; Gastropoda; Lepetellida; Haliotidae. The coding region runs from base 182 to 1666 and encodes 494 amino acids. The record is from RefSeq and is a predicted model, not a curated record.